AUGCGGAGUGAAACGGAUAAUUUAUCAAACAUUACGUACACAAAAGCAACCUCAUCCUCAACACUAGAACCCACCGAACUAGGCUGCGGCACCGGCCGCAACACCGCUAAACUCUUGCUCCCCCCCUCCAGCACAAAAAUAUCCUCCAUCCACGCCCUCGAUCGCUCCCCCUCCAUGCUUGACAUCGCGCGUCAGCGCUGUUCCGCCAUCACUGCCGAUAGCACCACGUCCAUUUCCUCCACAGAAUUCCACGUCUUUGACGCGCCUUCAGACACCGCGCCGCCAGAGGAGGCGUGCGGUGCGGACGCUGUGCUAUCAGCGCUAGUACUUGAACAUUUAGCCCCUGCCGUCUUUUUCGGGUCUAGAUGGGGCGGAGGGGACAGGCGGGGUUUGUAUAGUAUUGAGGAGGUGGUGGAGGAGGUGGUGGAGGAGGUGGUGGAGGAGGUGGUGGAGGAGGGGAGGAAAUGGGGGUUUGAGGUUGUGGGGGAGGUGGGGGAGAGGACAAUGGCUGAGGAAGAUUUGGAGUGA
Molecule: messenger RNA, 528 nt
Organism: Pseudogymnoascus destructans
Lineage: Eukaryota; Fungi; Ascomycota; Leotiomycetes; Thelebolales; Thelebolaceae
Exons: 3
Coding region: 1-528 (175 amino acids)
Source: RefSeq, a predicted model, not a curated record